AUGGCGGUCGCAUUUCCUUCGACGCCACCAGGGAUGACACCCCCGCUGACAGUGGAUGAUUAUGAGAACCACAGCGGGUUGAUUACUAUCAUCCUAUCAUUUGCGAUGUUCCUAGUCUUGGGCUCCUGUGGUAUCAGGGUCUAUUCGGCCUACGCUAGGCAUGCCGGAGGGAUGGAUGAUAUUUUCUUUGCCUUCAUAGUGGUUGUUGCACUGGGCCAAAUUUCCGCAGGAUUUGUUUCAGUUCAUCUCGGUUGGGGCCAGGCUGCCAAAUUAAUCUCGCUUGACGAUGGAUUAAAAAAAGUCGUUUACGCCGCGGAUAUUCUUUAUGUUACGAUAUUGGGAAUGUCAAAAGCCUCCACUGCGGUGUUCUAUCGUACUAUCACGAUGAGGAGCUCACAGUGGAUGAUACAUGGCCUUAUUGGGGUCAUCGCUUUAUGGGGGCCUGUAGCAAUAAUCCUAAUAUCUGUUCGAUGCGGAAAUGAUCCUUGGAAUGAUAUCGAUAAUCAUUGCCCAGUUAUUUUUACCAGAUGGCAAGUGAUAACUGCGCUGGAUGUGUUUCUCGAGGUGUCCCUAUUCCUCUACCCCAUCCGAGUAAUUCCCAAGCUGCAAACAAGCCUAGGCAAAAAGGUUGUCGUGGUUUUGAUUCUAAGUUGCCGUGUGAUGCUCAUACCAGUUGCAGCCGUGCAUCUCUACUACAUACAUCGCCAAGUUGAAUCAUUGGACCCAACACUCGAAGGCACUGGAGCUACCCUCGUAGCCGAGAUACAUGUUGCCCUAAGUACUGUCGUACUUAUUGCACCUCUUAUGAAGCCUUUUAUCGCCGCAUAUGUGGAUGAAAAUGGGCUAGCCUACACAGAUGACGCGUCCAAGUCCCUCAGCCAUCCUAGUUCACGCAUCAAAACGAUCAAGAAAUUUUUUUCCUCGAAGGCACGCGAUCCGUAUCUUUGGACCGAAGAUGAGCCUUUACCUGCGAGAAAUCCUGGGCCUGAAAAUCACAUUAUGAAAAGUGUGCAUAUUUCUGUUGAUCGGCGGACAUUGGAACUUCCAGAGAGAUGUGCCGCUCCGAGUCCAAGCGAUGGAUCAGGUGUUCCUUUAAACAUUCAUUAG
This is a messenger RNA of Penicillium pulvis, 1107 nucleotides long. RefSeq lists its product as uncharacterized. The transcript has 6 exons. Lineage: Eukaryota; Fungi; Ascomycota; Eurotiomycetes; Eurotiales; Aspergillaceae. Bases 1 to 1107 code for a protein of 368 amino acids. The record is from RefSeq and is a predicted model, not a curated record.